GUACGCAUUGAGAGAUGUUGUAAUUGAUGCGACUACGUUAUAAUUGCCUGUGCUUUGCAUAACUUAGGCUGGUACCAACUUCCAAAACGACAUAAUGCGGUUCGCUGGUUUCGUUUCCUUGGCUAUACUGGUCGAAGCCGCCUUUUCACUCUCUUAUAGCCAGAGGCACAACCAAUUCUUUCAUCAUAAGAAGCGCCUCAGCAAUGGGACGAAAGAGUACGACUAUGUCGUUGUUGGGUCAGGACCUGGCGGCGGUCCAGUCGCGGCGAACCUCGCUAUAGCCGGCUUCAAGGUCUUGCUAAUUGAUGCUGGUGGUGACUCUGGAGGGGCAACGGAGGAAGUUGUUCCCGGUCUACACUUCCUAGCUUCUGAAUUCGAGAACACGGCGUGGAACUUUUGGGUCAAUCACUUCGACGAUAUAGGCCAACAGAGGAAAGAUUCAAAGAUGAUCUACAAGAUGCCCAAUGGCACUCAGUACAGAGGCCUCAACCCUCCCCCAGGCGCAGAGCCGCUUGGUAUCCUAUACCCCAGAGCUGGCACGCUCGGUGGUUGCUCACGACACAAUGCUAUGAUCACGAUGUACCCCUUCGAUCAAGACUGGGAUAAUAUUGCCGAGUUAACUGGCGACGACUCAUGGGCAGGCGCCAACAUGAGGCAAUACUUCGAGAAAGUAGAGAAGAACGAGUAUCUCCCCAGCAGUAUUGUAGGCCAUGGCUAUCAUGGUUGGCUUACCACUUCGGUGACUUAUCUGGGCCUUGUUCUCGAGGACUUUAAGUUCCUCAACCUGGUCUUAUCAGGGGCAACAGCUGCUGGGAAAGAUCUGGUGACGGGCCUCCUCAGUACUGUAACAAAUCUCGCCACCAUUUUCGCCGUCGAUAUUAACGGCCCGGGCCAGCUCGGUAGGCCUGGGUUAUACCAAGUCCCCAUCGCUAUGAAAGACGGCGUGCGGGCUUCCCCACGGGAGCGCAUUCUUGAUGUUGCUAAUGCAGUGAACGAUGAUGGGACUCUGAAGUAUCACCUCGAUAUUAAGCUGUACACAUUGGUAACCAAGAUCAACUUCAAGGAUGUCAACGGCACUCCCCGUGCAAUCGGCGUUGAGUAUAUUGAAGGGAAGAGCCUAUACCGUGCUGAUGCCCGUUCUGCUACAGCUCAAAUCACAGGCAAAGGCUCGGUCCGUGCUUCUCGCGAGGUCAUCGUUGCUGGUGGUGCGUAUAACACACCACAGCUUCUCAAGCUCAGCGGUAUUGGGCCUGCUCCCGAGCUAGAAUCAUUCGGCAUACCCGUUGUGGUGGAUCUUCCUGGUGUUGGAACCAAUAUGCAAGAUAGAUAUGAAAACGCAGUAAUAUCCGUGUCAGACAAAGACUACGCGUUGACCGCGGACUGUACCUUCCAAUUAACGGACGGUCCCGACCCAUGUCUGGAGAAGUGGGAAGCCGGCCAGAGUCAAGAGUCCAAGGGCGUGUACGCCACGAACGGCGGCGCAGUAGCCUACGUGCUCAAGUCGUCCGUCGCAGAUAAAGACGCAGACGUCAUCAUCCUCGGAGCUCCGGGUGCCUUCGAGGGGUAUUUCCCGGACUAUUCGCGGUACUCGCUAAGCGACAAGCGUCACUGGUCAUGGCUCAUUCUCAAGGGCCACACGCGCAACCGCGCGGGCACGGUGAAACUCGUGUCCACGGACCCGCGCGACAUGCCCAACAUCACCUUCAACAACUUCGCGCAGGGCGGCGAGGAGGACGUCCAGGCCCUGUACGAGGCCUUCCAGUGGAGUCGCAGCGCAAUGGACAGGUACAUACCCACCUUUGGCGCGUUCGAGGAGAACUGGCCCGGGAGGAGUCACACCGAUGAGCAGGCCAUCAAGCAGUGGCUCCAAGAUGAGGCAUGGGGCCACCAUGCCUCAUGUACUUGUCCCAUGGGCGCCGACGACGAUCCGAUGGCCGUGCUGGACUCGGACCUCAAGGUCCGUGGCGUCAAAGGGCUGCGUGUCGUCGAUGCCUCUGUUUUUCCUAGGAUUCCCGGCUUCUAUAUUGUUACGGCUAUUUAUACCAUGAGCCAGAAGGCUAGCGAGAUGAUCAUCGCGGAUGCGAAUGCCGGGAAAGUAUAAGGAUAAUGCGAAUGAGUGGCAGGAUUGUAAUAGGUCGCGUACAAAGAUAACCGACCGGAAUAUUUCCCACUGACGAUCAUGUUCUUAGUCCAAUAUGCGUUAAUAUUAAUUCUAGCUCAUAUAUUUAUAUAUCCAUCUAUAGCCCAAACA
Messenger RNA from Xylaria bambusicola, 2251 nucleotides. RefSeq lists its product as uncharacterized. The record is from RefSeq and is a predicted model, not a curated record. Bases 95 to 2101 code for a protein of 668 amino acids. The transcript has 5 exons. NCBI's taxonomy places the organism in Eukaryota, Fungi, Ascomycota, Sordariomycetes, Xylariales, Xylariaceae. Gene Ontology annotation, molecular function: flavin adenine dinucleotide binding; oxidoreductase activity, acting on CH-OH group of donors.